CUUUCCUCUAUUAUGUGUAGAGUCUGACUUUGCCGUAAAAGAGGAUCGAACAAGAGGAAAUCAAACAUCAUGACGUCAUGUGUCGCGUUAUUACUAGUAACAUCUCCACAGUGAUUGCGGACGCAGAUGUCAGACAGCGAAAAGGGAUGCGUUUAAUCGCGACGAUCGCUACUUAAAGCCAAGCUAACAUUACCUACAAACUCCUCGUUCCAUUUCCAGAUCGCACUUCCGUGAUUUCCGGGAUUUGACGCGCGCCAUGUUCAUUUGCGCGCAAUUGGAGAGGAUCCACCGGCUGGCGAUCAAUCGUAUCGCGAUGCCGCGGUCAGGACCAAUCGACAAUCGAUCGUUUUCGCCCUCUCCCCCACCAAUUUAUUCAGGGAAAUCCUAAUUGCGCAUCCCGCUGAGAACGCGACUUUAUGGCGUUUCGCGCUAAAAGUCAGUCGGCUCGAAUUCGAAAAUCGGAUCGAGCGAGCAAGGACGAGUGGACGAAAUCCCGCCACACAGCAGCAGCAGCAGCAGCAUGAACGUCGGUAGCGAUAUCGCGCAGCUGUCCUACAAGGAGCUGCAGGCCCUAGCCCUGAGGUACCACGUACCGGGUAACAUCAAGAAGAAAGUGCUAGUAAAAGUCUUACAAGCUGCUAGAAGUGGAAACGAUGCGGAGUACUGCCGAUUGCUGCAGGAGUUGAGGAAAAGUCGCAAGAGAAAAGCGAGGAAGUCAAAGGACUCCAAACUUGGAAUAACAUCGACACCAUUGCACAGUCCUGACUAUAUGAUGGCUGAUGAUGAUUAUUACUGCCAACAACAGCAACAGCAAUCGCAGCAACAGUCGCCUUAUCAAUGGUGUUUUCCGUUUUUGCAGAUUGGUGCGGAGGAGGAGAUUGCGAGCAAGGAGGAUGAUACUAAGAUCCCACAUUACGAAGAGUUUAAGCAAUUUCUGCUCAAGAAGAUUCAACGGGAAUUUCAAACGUGUGACAAUAAUAAUAAUAACCAAGUGCAGGAUUUGAAUAUUGUGGAUUUGCGAACGGCAACUAUGUCACCCAAUCUGCAAACGAUUCCUUUAGUUGAGCCAAGCUACCCGAAAACGAAUCUAAUCAAUGAUACAGAUCCUCUAGCAAUCUCAUCAAACGACAGAGCGAGCUAUCAAGUACUGAAAGAACCCGAAGGGAGCUUACAGGGUUCCUUCUUAUUGAAGAGGAUGCUACAAGCGCCGGUAGGUGCCAAUCUAGGCGAGAUCGCCAGUUCUCUGUUCUGGGCUAGCAAUUUGUUAGACAAUUCUGAUACUCUGACCGCCGAAUCGGAAAGCAACGAGAAUGAGGAUCAACUGGACACGAAUCCUAAUGAAUAUUACGGUUUACUGAAGAACUCUAAGGGUGAAUUUCUGCUGAAUGAAGCAAAUUUGGCACCCCAACAAGUCUCAGGUGUAUUAGCCGGUGAUAAUCAGUAUAGGUUUCCCAGUGAUGUGGACAAUCGGCCGAACUCUUAUCAAAACUGGACAAUUACCAGUGUGAUGGAGGUACCUGAUGGUGAUCUGCAAUCUUCUAAAGUGUUUCAUGCAAUUUAUUACAACAACACAGAUUCUACUAUGGCUACCGCAAACAUGGAUAACAAUCUGGCUUAUCAAUAUCAGACUGAUACUGCCUGUAAUAACGGUCAAAAUUUCUUCAAUUAUGAUACACAGGACGUAAAUUACACAACUGGUGCAGAUAUAAUAACUAAUGAGCCAUCUGAUAUUUAUUAUCUCCAAAAUUUUGGCAAACACAGCGGGGAGAUGAGCACAAGUUAUCUUCAUAAUGUUGACACCUUUGGACAGAAUAAUGUGCAGCAAAAUGUCUACACGAACGAUCAGCAAUAUCAGUAUCUUCAGUAUUCUCGAUUUCAGGAGACGAACAAUCUAUUGAAUGAGAGAUUGGAGCAAUCGCAGAGCAAUAUUAUGACAGGAGUAGAAAAUAAUAUUAAUCAGGAAUCUGGUACGGGAAAUUUGCAGAGAUCGACAAAUGGAAUAGUGGAGCCGUUCUGGCCGAAGUGGAUCCCCGAAGCCAACAACAAUCUGGAGAAUCUUCUAAACUAUCAUGUAUCCAAACAAGUGGAUUAUUCCAAAUUAAGCCAAACAUCCUGUGUUUAUUGCUAUGUGGCUCCCAUUGUAUCGCAACAAUCCAGCCCGGCAAUUAAUGGUUGCUCGAUUGAACGAAGAUAUACCGCUGAACAACGGCAACACUCCUUCUCGCCCUACUGGAUGCUGUAUAACGACACGUCACAAGGUAUGCGAAUGACGAAUGUGUUCGGCAAUUCGCUAGAACAACCUACGUCGACGCAUGCGACCAUCAUUUCUAGCAACGACGAUCUAAGGGAGACACCCAAUAACGCUCCCAUCAAUGAUGUGUGGAUGACUCAGUACGAGCCAGCAUCGAUUGUUGAUGAUAUGAAUAUCCAGGUUUCGGACUCGCUGUUCUACAACGUCACUACCGAUCGAAUUGACGAUAUUCCAGACAUGGCGAAGACUUAAAACUCGCGCGAGAAAUAUUUACGACAAUAAACCAAUAACUAAAAUAAAAUCGUGAUUUUUAAAUGAAACGGAUAACGUUUUCCAACCGCGAAAUGACGACGGAUGAUUGUUUCUUGGGAUAAUUACGAUUCUCUUCCGUUCCUAAACUACGGAAGAAUUUUGUUGUUCCAGUUAAAAACAACUAAAGCACGUGCGUUUUUACGUGAAUGUAGUAAAUGACGCUUAAGCAAUUAUUUUAUGAGACUGCCGCUUGGUGCGAAAUACACCAAUAUGCUCUUCUAUUUCUGCGUCAUCGCUAAGUGACACACGCAAUUAUUUCACCGGCUGGAACGGGAGUGAUAUCUGAACAGAGAACGAUAGCAGAAAUGGAAAUUGAAUAAUCGAUAUUAUCUUGGAAGAUAGACGAAUAGAUCUAUCUUCGAACAUACACAACGCUUCUACCAUAGAUCAUUGGAAAGUCCUAUUUUGAAGCACAGAAGCUUCAG
Pogonomyrmex barbatus (red harvester ant) is the source of this 2988-nucleotide messenger RNA. RefSeq lists its product as uncharacterized. Lineage: Eukaryota; Metazoa; Arthropoda; Insecta; Hymenoptera; Formicidae. The record is from RefSeq and is a predicted model, not a curated record.